ACCUCUUUGUUAAAUCAAUAAAAUUAUUGCCUUAGUAACAUCAUCGUUUUGAGUUUUCAGGUAUAGUUUUCGGAUUAUUAGUUUUUUGUCAAAAUUUUAUACAAAAUUAGAAAAUGUCGCAACUUGACGUUAUUUCUGAUCAUGCCAAAGAGAGUCUGGUUGCUCUACCAAAAGAAAUUUUUAACCAGACAAACUUAAAAAUGUUAUUUAUGGAAGGAAAUUUAAUAUCUGCACUACCAGAAGACUUUUUUCAAAUGUUUCCGCAGUUGAUGUGGCUGGAUUUAAGAAAUAACUCAAUAGAACGGAUACCAACUGGUAUUGCAAAUCAUCCGCACUUGGAAAGUUUACUUUUAACAAACAAUAAGAUAAAAGCUUUGCCAAAUGAACUUGGUACUGUUGCCAAUUUAAAAACUUUACAAAUAAGCAAUAAUCCUUUAUGUUAUCCAUCGCAAAAAAUUGUAUCGGAAGGUACCAACUAUUUAAUUUCUUAUUUAAAAAGUCAAUACGAAAAUGAUUUGCCAGAGUCAUCUAAAUCAGAGCAGUUAAUAAAAGUUUUUGAUCAAGAAAAUGUAAGUGAAAAGGAUACAAAAAAAUCGAAGGAAAAUAAGGAGAUUUUAAAAAAUGUAUAUUCCUCAUCUCAUAUGAUUAAAGAAUUAAGACCGACUCUAUCGGUAAAAAAAUUAUCAUAUCCUAAACUUCAGAAUAAAAAUAUUUAUAAUGACCCACCUAAAAUUGUUCACAAAAUAACCAAGGAUCCAUCAAAAAUAUGUUUGAAAUCAUAUUACAAAAAGGAAGAUAUCGAUGAAGAAAAUAUCUCAAAACACACUUUAAAAGACAUGUGGUUGGAAAAACUAAAAAUAUUGUUAAAUGAUCAAGAAAAAAUACUUCAACAAGAAAAAAAUUUAAAUUCCUUAGCAUCGUGGAGAUUAACGAAAAAAAAGGAAUCGCUAAGAAAUAUACCGAAAGAACAAUCGGAAGUAAAACCACCAUUUGGAACGAGUGCUGAAUAUAAUAAAAUGUUAUCUCGUGAGGAUAUAUCAAAGGAACUUAAUGAUUUCUUAAAGGAAAGAAAUUUAUCAGCAAAAUCAAAAGGAACCGCAACAAAUAUUGAUGUUGAAAGCAUAAUAAACGAUUUAGUUAUGCAAUUAAAGGACAUGGAUAAUGCGCAGUCUCCUGGGACAGAACUCGAACGAGCAGGAUAUCAGAUGAAAAUGAUAAUGGACAUUCACAAGAAGAUUAUUCAACUUCAAGGAAGUAGUGAAUUUCGUUAAAUGACAAUAAAACAUUUUAAAACUUAGCAAUAUAUAUUUUAUAAAUUAAAAAUCAUAUUUUAGUAUAAUCUACCUACUAAAUAUAUCAAUAAUACGCAAACAGACUGGUAAAAAUGAAUUUAUAAAUAGGAUAAAUAUAACUAAAUUAAACAAAAAAUAAAUCAGUCAUUAAAAUAUUUCACAUGUGCAUUAAAAAGUACGGCCCAUUACAGUUUUUCCUUUAAUAGUUUCUUGAGUGUUCUCUACAAAACCCAAUUUUCCAUAAAAUGCAUGAGUGUAACUAUCACAAGUAUUCAUUAUUACGUGAACCCCAAAGCAACCUAAAAUAAAAAUAAUUCGGUUUAAAUUAAAUAAAAUUUAAUAAAAAUGCUUACCAUUGGCUCUAAGGGCUGCCAAUAAGCAGGUGACUAAACGUUUGCUAACUGAUUGAUCAAGUACGGAUGGUAGAAGACUACAGAUCAUACUGGAAGGAUGUGUUGGGCUAUUUACAUACAUUUCAUUUGCGAAAUUAUGAAAAUGUGAUAUGCUUUCCUAAAAACAAAAUUAAAAUUAAUACAUACAGGAUCAAAUACAAAAUCAUACUUGUCCGAAUUUGGGCAAGUCCUUGCCGAGAUUCAACGGAUACUUUUCGCACAUUUCCGGGAUCCACGCGAUUUCCUGUUUGACGCGGAACUUCUUGUAAUCCGGAGUUGCGCACGCAUAUCCGACGAUACCCACGUCGUCUUCAACAACCAUGCAAAAUUCGGGAUGCAAAGUUAAAUAUGGUCCGAUGAUGCGAUCAGCGUGGACAUUUUUCAAGUUUUCUGGGUACACGUGGGGGUCUUCUAAACCGUCUUUGCAAGUUUUGGUGCACACGUUGUAAACGUGCUUUUCAUCGGUGCACAAAUACGGCCUAACCGUAAACACCCGACAUGUGGGUAUAUCUGGCACUUUGUAAACAAACAGGUCAUUCCCUGAAUCAACGGGGAUUAA
This is a messenger RNA of Brassicogethes aeneus, 2243 nucleotides long. The record is from the annotation of a GenBank genome assembly. Lineage: Eukaryota; Metazoa; Arthropoda; Insecta; Coleoptera; Nitidulidae.